Molecule: messenger RNA, 1869 nt
Organism: Podospora pseudocomata
Lineage: Eukaryota; Fungi; Ascomycota; Sordariomycetes; Sordariales; Podosporaceae
Exons: 1
Coding region: 1-1869 (622 amino acids)
Source: RefSeq, a predicted model, not a curated record
AUGGCUCCUAUAAUAUACCUGACCAGCCAGGUCCCCAGGUACUCAACCACUCGCCGAGAUGUCGACCCCCACUGCUAUGGGUGGGAUUGCCUCAGUGAAGGUGGCCAGGUUGGGGUAGUUCUGGUGAUCAUAUUCUCUUUUGGUCUGGGGUGGUAUAUGUGGCGCAAACUUGGCCAGCCUGAGACUGCCUCCUCACGGCGAUGGAGUAUGAUCACCGGCCUAGCGUCUUUGCCUCGCCUCUCCCGCCCUGGCACCCCAUCUGGACGUCCUGAAAGUCGCAGAAUGUCUGGGUCUAUUUAUCGCCAAGGCCACAGAUUCUCGGGUUCUAUUCACCGUCGGUCGCAGUCUCGCCCAAUUUCUCUGGAAAGCAUCAGGGAGGAGAGGGAUCGCCAGCCUGGGGAGUCAGAAAGCAGUGCCAGUCCCCAAUGCCCAUCGUCAGGGCAUAUUGAGAUGGUGAAGACUGUAGGCGGGAACCACCAGCCUCCGGUCAUACCACCUCCUCCAGGCCCUGCGCCUAUGCUAUGGACCGCCGGUCCAACGCUAGUAUUUAUUCACCCUCCUGCUUACCCGCUCAGCUUUUCGAACAGUGGUCGUGCGAACGAAAUUCGUUUCUCGUCUGCUGUAGGACAGCCAGUUCCCUUCCAACCCUACCCCUUUCCAUAUCAAUACGGUCCAGGCCCAUUACCCCCUUUCCCCAAAGGCAUGGGCAUACCUCCGAACGGGCCUGUUCCACCACCAAAUCAGGGAAAUGGACCUCAGGCCACCGAUAACAACCCAACCGGCCCAUCACAACCAAGUGCACCCAGCCGACCAGCUGAGAACCGCCGCAGAUCUUGGUUUCCCUUCUUCCACCACAAACGCCCCACCCCCGGUCACGCAAGAUCAAUCUCGGAGUCAGCCAUUUCCACCCUCCAACCUGAGCUCUCCUCCUUGCGCCUCCCACCCAUGGAAGAACCUGAUAUCAACCGUCUUCGACACCAGUCGUCAAUCCGACUAAUCGAUCGCUCUCCCUCUCCACGGCAGCACUCCCCCUGUCCGUAUCCCCGGAUUGGAUACUGCAACCAAUCGCCAAGUCACAAUCUCGACUCUGACAGCGAGGGGAUCCACCCCUCUGAGCUUAGUCUAACCUCUGUCGGGACUAGCAUGAGGGUCCACGAUGGGAUACCGCCCUCUGAGGUGUCUGAUUUUGGCAGGGAUCCUCACUUGGAGGAGUAUAGUCCUGAGAGGAGGAGACAGAGGAGCUUGAAGAGAUCUGGGGACCCGAAGAGGGGGAAUGAGAGCGAUGCUGAUGAUGAGGAGGAUGGGGGUAGGUUUCAGGGGAGGAGGGAGAGAAGGAGGGGGAGGAGGAGGAGAGGCCCGCCAAGUGAGGAUAUUCAGUUUCCCAGUCCGGAGGUGCAGAGAGUGACGUUUGCUGAGCCGAGGAGGGAGAGCGGCGGUGGGAGGGAGAGGGGGAGAAGACGGGAGAUGACACCUGCGCCGAAGGGGAACAGAAAAAGAUCUGGGGAGCGGUCUCCUGAACGUCGGUAUAGAGAUCGCUCUUGUGAACGGACUCGUGAAGGAUCUUUGGAGCGGGCUCGGAGGCGUAGUGAGAGGUCACCUACUCGUCAACGCAGGGAGCAGUCUCGCGAAGGCGGCGCAUCUUUGCGUCGAUACAGAGGCCGAUCUCGUGAACAUUCCCCUAGGACUCGCCACAGAAACAUAUCUCCUGACUCGUCUGACGAGAGGACAUGCACGCCUCCUCCCCGCCGCAGAACCCAGCCCCGCGAGAGAGACGGUGUCCACCAUUCGAGGGAGAAUCACAGGAGCAGGAACAAUCUUUUGGGAAGGUUACGGGCUUUUCGGAUGGAGAUGAGGGGGGAGCGGUACUAG